AUGUACCAAUGUCGAAGCCAUUGGCUGCGCUUCUCGCGCCUCUUGGCUGCUGGACUGUCGUAUAGAUUCAUUCUCUGGCUGCUGUCUCCAGGCCAGACAUUGCUCGAAUACGGCCAGAGCAUAGCAGAGCAGUCUCGCGGAUGCCAGAUCUGGAUCUCGCAAUGCUGUCGACACGAGUGUCAGAACAAGCUCACCGCCGCGAGGAAAGAUGGCAAGAGGUUACGGCUCACUCUCCUCCUCUUCCUUUUCAUCACCUCACAGACAACCGACAUCGCGUCCCAAGCCACAAUUCUGCGGUCUUCUAUGCCAUCAUCGCGCAAAUUCCUCGUACCUGACGCAAGAAGACGCGCUCCCAGCUUCAUCAGAUAUUGCCAAGUCGAGCGUCGGCAUGCCACAUCAGGCCACUCAUCCUUGCCGCGGUACAAGAAGUCGAUCCGCUGCAGGAUCAUGUUGGAGUUGGGUCGCUGCCAUUCUCCCCUUUGCCGUCGCGGCGCUUGCCGCUGUCUCUCGUCGCCAACAAGCCGUCCAAAGCCCGUCCCGACCACUAUUGCCGUGUACACAACCGUGACCAUCACUGUGGCACCCGUCAAGACUGCCUGCCCUUCCCCGGCCGUCUACACUCACCCCGCGGCCCCAGCUGCUCCAGCUGAGACCAAGCCAGCCGAUGCGAUCCAGCAAAUUGGUGACGGCCAGAUUCAGAACCCAGCAUCCCCAGGCGCUGCCUCUCUCGCCAAGCCAGCUGCAUACCCAGCAAAGCCAACCAACGGCACCGGCUACGCGAAGCCGACCUCCCCAGCUACGCCAGAAACCUACACCGGCGCCGCCAGCAAGGCCUCGAUCGUCAGCUUCGGCGCUGCCUUCUAG
Zymoseptoria tritici IPO323 is the source of this 864-nucleotide messenger RNA. RefSeq lists its product as uncharacterized. Lineage: Eukaryota; Fungi; Ascomycota; Dothideomycetes; Mycosphaerellales; Mycosphaerellaceae. The transcript has 6 exons. The record is from RefSeq and is a predicted model, not a curated record. The coding region runs from base 1 to 864 and encodes 287 amino acids.